UUUGCAGGCAUUUCUAAGAGUGGUGAAGAUUUGGAAACUGAUCCUCGAGUUAACAGUCAGUUAUCUUCAAGUGAUGAAUCUGGUGGUCUAGAGUCUUUUGCUGAAAGAUUGAAGGAGAAGUGGCAAAGUGAAGGAGAAUCAGACAGUUAUUGCCAAAAUUCCUCUGGAGAAAGUGACACUGGUUUUGAACCACUAAGAGACGAAAAGGACAAAGAACUUAAAAAGAAACAUAAAUACAACAGAGAGAAUAGUUCCAAGGAUAAAAAACUCAAACGUAAUGAAGAAAAGGGAAACCGGAUAGGAGGAAGCAAUGUGGAGAAGAAAAAGACUGAAGAAAGUAAGAAAGGUAACAGGAGUAAGAUUGAUAUUGGGAAAGAUACAAGUAAAAAAAUUACCUUUGAUGAAAGCGAUGAGGAAAAAGUUGAACCCACUUUAGAAAACAACACCAAAAAGGUAGAGGAAGAAAUGGACUGUGAUAAUAUUGGAAGUAGUUUUGAUGAAAAUCUUAAAGGAAAUGGUAUUAAAUUAGAAAAAGAACCUGAUGUGGGAAAUUCAAAUAUUGAUAACGAAAAUAUUGAUACAGAAAAUGCUUCUAAAGAAUAUAAACAAUUACGUAAAAGAGAGCUUAACAAACCUGGUCUUGACUCGUCAGUUGAAGAGAGUGACAUCAAAAUUGAAAGAGAGGAUGAAGUUGAAAAUGAGUCAAAUGAUGAAAAAAUUAAAAACAAAACAAACUCUAAGGGCAAGGAAAAGAAAUUAAAAACUGCAUCUGUCCGAAACCAAAGACGCUCAAAAAAAUCUAAUCUGUUGGAUUCGAGUGAUGAAGAUGAUGAGCCUAGUCAUGAGAAGGAGACAAAUUUACAACAUAUUCUAAGUUCUGAUGAGGAAAAUAAGGAGUCAGACCAAGAAGUAAAGGAUAAAGAGAGCAUGAGUCCAGUUGAAGUGGUGAGUUCUACAGAAUCAUCAGACCCAGAUGUAGCUCCGAAAAAGAAGAGGAAAAAACGAGGGUCGAGUGACAGUGAUAUGUCAGAAGUUCUGGAAAAUAAAAAGAAGAAAAAGAGAAAACUUAUCAGAUGUGCCAACUCAUCAGAUGAAAGCGGUGGGAGUGGUGAUGAAAGUGUGGAUGCCAAUAAGAAGAGUACUCAGGGAGAAUCACCUGGUAAAGGCGGGCGCAAAAAUAUUAAAAAAAUCAAAGGUAAAGGAGAUUUGGAAGACGCAACAAUUGAAGCCGCAGAAGAAGAAAAGGAAAGGAGAAGACGUGUUGAAGAAAGGCAGAAAUUGUUCAAUGAGGUGUUUGAAAUUAAAGAAACUAAAAUACUGGAUAAACUAGUUUUAGACUUCAAUGAAAGUGAUAAGAAGGAACUAAUAUCAGUAAAUAAAGGAUUGGUAGAAAAAAUGAAACCUCAUCAGGCGAAAGGAGUCAAAUUUAUGUGGGAUUCGUGUUUUGAGUCAAUUGCCCAAUUAAAAAAGAAAAAAGGUUCUGGCUGCAUUCUUGCUCACUGUAUGGGUCUUGGAAAAACUUUCCAGGUGAUCUCUCUGGUGCAUACUCUUCUCAUCAACGAAGAGACUCAAGUUCGCACAGUCAUGGUGGUGUGCCCUCUGUCCACUGUCCUCAACUGGUACAAUGAGUUUGACAAGUGGCUUGAAGACAUUGAGGGAGGCGACUCCAUCGAAGUUUUCCAUCUUACCAAGUGUAAACAAAACCCAGAACGUGCAAGAGAGCUAAGACGUUGGCAACAUAAUGGUGGAGUGUUGAUUAUGGGCUAUGAAAUGUUCCGAAAUCUCACCUGUGAAACAGCUAAAAAGUUCAAAGCAAAAAUGAAGAAGGAUUUUCAAGAAACCCUUGUAGAUCCUGGUGCUGAUCUGAUUGUGUGUGAUGAAGGUCACAUGUUGAAAAAUGAAAACACAGCUCUCUCAAAAGCUAUGAGCAAGUUAAAAACACUGCGGAGGAUUGUGCUCACAGGCACACCGAUGCAAAACAAUCUCAAAGAGUAUCAUUGCAUGGUACAGUUUGUCAAACCUAACUUGCUGGGUACCAGAAAGGAAUUUCUGAACCGUUUUGUGAACCCAAUAAGUAAUGGUCAGUUUGUUGACUCCACAGAAAGUGACGUCAAGCUGAUGAAGCGAAGAGCUCAUGUUUUGCACAAGAUGUUGGAAGGUCUUGUUCAGAGGUUUGACUACAAUGUGUUGACGCCAUUCCUGCCGCCGAAACAUGAGUAUGUGAUAUCGCUGUGCUUGUCGGAACUACAAGUAAAUUUGUAUAAACACUAUCUGGAGACCUACAGUCAGCAGUCAGAUAGUACCAAGGCUGGGAGUCGCCUCUUCCAGGACUGGCAGGCACUCGGCCGCAUCUGGACUCACCCUCGAGUCCUCAAGAUGAGCACUGACAAAGCUAAUCUACUUAAAGAGAAAAAGAUGAUGGAUGAGUCUGAUGAAGAAGGCUCUUUGAAGGAUUUUAUUGAUGACGGUUCAGACAGUGAAACAACUCCUGAAGAAUCUAGUGAUAACAGUUUGAGUGAUGCUAGUAUCAAAUCAAAUGAUGGGAAAAAGAAGAAAAUCAUACCAAACAGAAGAACUACUAGGUCAACAAGGUCAAAUUCAAAGAAUGCAGCACAGUUGGAGUCUUCAGGAGAUGAGAAAGAAGAUAAUGAAGAAGCUAUAGAGGAAUCAAAUACUGAGAGAGCAUGGUGGAGUGGAAUGGUAGAACCUGAACAUUUAGAUGAUAUAAACCAUAGUGCCAAAUUGGUUUUGCUGUUUGCGAUCCUCAGAGAAUGUGAAAUGAUUGAAGACAAAGUAUUAGUAUUCAGUCAGUCAUUGUUCUCUCUAGACUUGAUUGAAUAUUUUUUGGACAAGAUAGAUACAGCUACACAAGAAAAUCGACUAGAAGAAAAUCUUGGGAAUCAUCAAGGGACAUGGGCCAAAGGUCUUGACUACUUCAGACUUGACGGCUCUACUUCAUCUGAAAAUAGAAAUAUCUGGUGCAAAGCGUUCAACCGAGAAGAUAAUCCUAGGGCAAGACUAUUCCUCAUUUCAACCAGAGCUGGAGGCCUGGGUAUCAAUCUAACAGCUGCAAACCGAGUUAUUAUUUUUGAUGCUUCAUGGAACCCUUCCCAUGAUGUGCAGAGCAUUUUUAGAGUGUAUAGGUUCGGCCAAAGAAAACCAUGCUACGUCUACAGGUUUAUAGCUCAUGGCACAAUGGAGGAAAAAGUGUACGAUCGUCAAGUGGCAAAACAGUCAAUGUCAAAUAGAGUGGUGGAUGAACAGCAAGUUCACCGUCAUUUCUCCAUGAACGAUCUAAACGAAUUGUACAGUUUCACUCCACCGUCUAGUAAGGAGGAUCGCCCAAUCCCUGCGUUGCCCAAGGAUGGACUGAUGGCCGAGAUCCUUACCCAGUACAGUAACUGGAUUGAGAAAUACCACGAACAUGACUCACUGCUGGAGAACGUUGUAGAGGAAGAGCUCAAUGAGGAAGAACGUAAAGCAGCCUGGGAGGACUAUGAAAACGACAAAAAGAGAGGAUUCAUCCCUCAGACCACCGGAACUGGGGGAUCAUUUAUUAAUCCCAUGUCCCUGCAAAUAGAGAACCUUCGGAGGGCACUAAAAGCCAAGUAUCCCAACAAGCCAGAGCAGGAGCUGAACCAGAUGCUUGUGUACCAAGUGUCCAUGCUAAUGAGGCAACAACAGCUAGCUGCUCAAAAUCAAAUGGAAAUGAAUGCUCCAAGGCCUCAGAUGUACCCGCAAACUAAUAUGACGCCGGAACAAAUGUUCAAUCUGCAGCAACAGCAAAUCCGGAUGCAAUAUUUGCAACAGCAGCAGCAGCUCCAGAUGAAUCAGACUCAACACAAAACAGCCAAUAUGAGGAACAUCCUACCCAAACAGAUGGAUUACCAGCAACAGAUGUUGAUGCAACAGCAGGCAAACCUUGUCAGGAUGCAGAUGCAACAAAUGCAACAAAAUAUGUCACAGAACAUCUUGAAGAAUCAACUUACUCUGCCCAACCUAUCUAACCUCCUGAACAUGCAACCUAUGGUUUCCGGUGCAGCUGCCCAACUGCAGAGAAUGAGUCAGAGUCAGAAUUAUCAAUCACCCAAGCAGAGUGCAACUGAAAAACCAACCCAACCAGAGUCGUCUAAACCCUCUACUUAGAUAAACACCAUAUAUACUCAACAAUAUGAUUUAGGAUGAUAACAAAUCUGAAUCCCAGAUUGAAGGCUGUGUUUUAUAGCAUCUGUAUUGUUUAUGUGAUUUGUUUUAAAAAUAUAAUAGUUAAUUUUAACAAUCAAAAGAAAUGAUUUAACCACUAAAAUAACAUUUCUAAAUUGUUUGUUUUAUGUUGAUACGUAUAUGUAAGUGUUUUAUAGUUCCUUGAAUAGGUUAGCACAAACUCAGAUUAGUUAAUCAGCACACUAAAGUAAGUAAUUCAUUGCUACUGUAUUUUAUGUUUUAAACCAAAUAUCAAUACAUAUUUAUUUUGUAAUUGAGUUCAAAGCAGUUUAAGUAUUAUCGAAGAAACAUUAAAUUCGCUAAAUAUUUUCUCUGCUUGUAGUAAUAGUAAUCUUAAGACAUAUAAGUGAAAGCAAGUAAAGCCAUUAAAAUUCAUGGAAUUGGCUAGUUUCUUAAACAUUAAUAUAAGUUUAGUAAAAUAUCAGGUAAAGGUACAGUAUUUUAGAUAGGUUGAGAAUAAAUUACUUUACUAAAAAUUCUAUUGCAUUAUUUCUAAAAACAUGUAACUUUUCUUCAUUACAUGCUUAUAUGUAAAAAAAACUGUUUUAUAUAUCAUAUCAUAACAUGUAUGUCAAAAGUUAUGAAUUUCUAAUGAUUGUUUUAACACAACCAAGGAUAAAGAAACGUGAAAUUUUAACUCAUUAUUGAAAACGGUUAGGGUUCCAAAUUUAAGUGUGUAGUAAAGUAGUGUGUAUUGUAAUACUUUUUUUACAAUGUAGCCAUUAAAUUUAUUGGUUAGUCUAAAAUGUUUAUUUAUAUAUUGUACGAGUACAAUGAUCUACAUUUUACUCUUUGUAAAUAUAUUUCUGUAUUAAAACCAUUUAAAAAAUA
Molecule: messenger RNA, 5055 nt
Organism: Homalodisca vitripennis (glassy-winged sharpshooter)
Lineage: Eukaryota; Metazoa; Arthropoda; Insecta; Hemiptera; Cicadellidae
Product: transcriptional regulator ATRX homolog
Cellular component (GO): nucleus
Molecular function (GO): ATP hydrolysis activity; ATP-dependent chromatin remodeler activity; ATP binding
Source: RefSeq, a predicted model, not a curated record